CGUCCCCGGCUUGGGACAUCCUGGUCCCAACAACAAUCAGCAAGAUGUUUCUGUGGCGCAGAUCCUCGGGGCCUGGCCUUUCACUCCUUUCACUCGUGCACCCUACCCGGCUGCCUCCCUGGUGUCCCUUUCUUUCCCUUCUCCAACCCUGACUUUGACUGCCAGUUGUUUGGCACCCCAAGUAACCCUCUCUUCGGGCCGGAAAAGCGGGACAAGGGCCACCCUCUCCCCUCCGGCUUCUUUCAGCGUCUCCCGCCUCGCUCCCCCGCCCGGUCUUCUAGGGAGAGCGCGCCUGGAAAACCCUGGGCUCGGCCGCCCCCGCCGCAGAGCCGGUUCCUGUGUGUCGCGGGGUUCUGGCGGGGAAGGCGGUGGGGUGGCGCGCUGUUCCGGCAGUCAGGGAAAUGAAAAGUGCGGGAGGCAGCCGCUGGCGUCUCCUCCCUUCCCUUUGGGUGUGUGCACUGGGUGGCGGUAAUGGGGUUUAAGGUCCCAGUUCUCUGGCUCCCGUGGGUGACUCUUCCGUCCCCUCUCACCCUCUGUAUUGGUGUGGGGGGGGGCAGUCUCAGUUUGGAAUCCUUAAGGGAGGAAGCCUCUGGCGUACCCCGCUUCCCCCCACCCCCGGGAGGAAGGAGGCACCGCAGAGGAAGUGGAGGGGGGACGACACCUUGGGGAAGGCGCAUCCUGCGUAUUAGUCCUUGUCACUGUGUGUGAGGAGCAGCGCUGUGAGGAGGAAGUCUUCCCCCUGGCCAUGAACUACCUGGAUCGCUACCUGUCCUGCGUCCCCACCCGCAAGGCGCAGUUGCAGCUCCUGGGUGCGGUCUGCAUGCUGCUGGCCUCCAAGCUGCGCGAGACUACGCCCCUGACCAUCGAAAAACUGUGCAUCUACACCGACCACUCUGUCUCUCCCCGCCAGCUGCGGGACUGGGAGGUGCUGGUCCUGGGGAAGCUCAAGUGGGACCUGGCCGCCGUGAUUGCCCAUGAUUUCCUGGCCCUGAUUCUGCACCGGCUCUCUCUGCCCCGUGACCGACAGGCCUUGGUCAAGAAGCACGCCCAGACUUUUUUGGCCCUCUGUGCUACAGAUUACACCUUUGCCAUGUACCCGCCAUCCAUGAUUGCCACGGGAAGCAUUGGAGCUGCAGUGCAAGGCCUGGGUGCCUGCUCCACAUCUGGGGAUGAGCUCACAGAGCUGCUGGCAGGGAUCACAGGCACUGAAGUGGACUGCCUGCGGGCCUGUCAGGAGCAGAUUGAAGCUGCCCUCAGGGAGAGCCUCAGGGAAGCCGCCCAGACCUCCCCCAGCCCAGCGCCCAAAGCCCCCAGGGGCUCCAGCAGCCAGGGGCCCAGCCAGACCAGCACUCCCACAGAUGUCACAGCCAUCCACCUGUAGCCCUGGCGAGGCCCCCUCGAGUGGCCACCGACAGCAGAGGAGGGGACACUGCCACCCCCCUCCCUGCCUGCAGGAACGAACCAUGCCACAGCUGAAGCCCGAGGGGGCUCCUUCCUACUUGCCUGUCGCAAGCCGAAGGGGUCGGGUCCUACCUGUCCCUGCAGUGUGCACUAAGGGGCCUGGCCAGCUGCGGCAGGUGGCCAGUCAGGCUCCUCCUCCUCCCUGCAUCUGACCAGCUCAGCCCCAUCCCGGUCCUAGCUGGGGGCGGGCCAGGCUGGCCAGAGAUGAAAUUGAAGUCUGUAGAAUACAUGUGCCAGCAUUCCUUUUGGGGGCCCCCUUAUCUCUGGGGCUCUCGUGUUCUCAACUGCCAAAGUUGAACCCGGGCCCUCGGCAGUGAAAGCGCGGAGUCCUAACCACUGGACUGCCAGGGAAUUCCCUAGUUACUGCAUUUGGAUUGGGGUCUUUCUGAAGAAUCCUCACAUGUUCUAGACACAUGUGAGAAGAAAGAGUGGACAUCUCCUCUCAAUGCACUUGGAGGCCCCUGCAUAAUCCAUGCUCUCAGCUGCUCCUAGAGGGAGGGGCCCUGGCCUCUGUCUGAGGGGCAGGAACCAACCUCCUCGCUUUGCUUUCCGCUCAGCUUCUCCUGUGUGAUUGGGGGGUGGAGGGGCAGUGCUGAAGGAAGAGGUUGUUUUAAUUUAUUGAUUGAUUUGAGUACAGCCGUAAGAGGGUGUGGUGGGGCCCAUCUACCCUGAGUGGUGGUGACCCUGGUGGUUGCCGCAUUCCUCCCCUAUCCUACCGCUAGAGGAUCUUCGUGGCCAAGGAGCUGCUACAGCCUGGGCUGGGGCCACGCCCUCCUCUCCCUCUGGCCCUCUGCUCCAUCCUGCAAGGCUGGGGGAUGAAGUAGCGAUGACCUGGAGGUGACCAAGCCCCCUGUCUGGAGAGGGAGGCAAGCCCUGUCGACACAGGUCUUUCCCGAGGCCACAAGGUCCGGGCUGGUGGCCCAGGACCAUCAUGCUACCUUAAUAAAGAUUCUGAAAUAAAACUC
Messenger RNA from Delphinapterus leucas (beluga whale), 2426 nucleotides. It is a transcript of the gene CCND3, whose product is annotated as cyclin D3. NCBI's taxonomy places the organism in Eukaryota, Metazoa, Chordata, Mammalia, Artiodactyla, Monodontidae. The record is from RefSeq and is a predicted model, not a curated record.